AGGCCGAACGUGCACGGACACGGCAGGCCCGGCCCACAGCCCCCAUGGAGGGUGCCAUGCAGCUGCUGACCCGUGAGGGCCAUACUGUGUCCCACAACUCCAAGCGGCACUACCACGAUGCCUUCGUGGCCAUGAGCCGCAUGCGGCAGCGUGGCCUCCUGUGUGACAUCGUUUUGCACGUGGCCGCCAAGGAGAUCCGAGCACACAAGGUGGUGCUGGCCUCCUGCAGCCCCUACUUCCACGCCAUGUUCACAAAUGAGAUGAGCGAGAGCCGCCAGACCCACGUGACGUUGCAUGACAUCGACCCUCAGGCCUUGGACCAGCUGGUGCAGUUUGCGUACACGGCUGAGAUCGUGGUGGGCGAAGGCAACGUGCAGACUCUGCUCCCAGCUGCCAGCCUGCUGCAGCUGAACGGUGUCCGUGACGCCUGCUGCAAGUUCCUGCUGAGUCAGCUUGACCCUUCCAACUGCCUGGGCAUCCGGGGCUUCGCCGACACACACUCGUGCAGUGACUUGCUCAAGGCGGCGCACAGGUACGUGCUGCAGCACUUCGUGGACGUGGCCAAGACGGAGGAGUUCAUGCUGUUGCCGCUGAAGCAGGUGCUGGAACUGGUCUCUAGUGACAGCCUGAACGUGCCUUCAGAGGAAGACGUCUACCGUGCCGUCCUGAGCUGGGUCAAGCAUGACGUGGAUGCUCGGAGGCAGCACGUCCCACGGCUGAUGAAGUGUGUGCGUCUGCCCCUGCUGAGCCGGGACUUCCUGCUGGGCCACGUGGACGCCGAGAGCCUGGUGAGGCACCAUCCUGACUGCAAGGACCUGCUCAUCGAGGCCCUCAAGUUCCACCUGCUGCCAGAGCAGAGAGGCGUCCUGGGCACGAGCCGCACACGGCCCCGACGCUGUGAGGGUGCCGGCCCUGUGCUCUUCGCUGUGGGUGGCGGGAGCCUGUUUGCGAUCCAUGGGGACUGUGAAGCCUAUGACACACGCACUGACCGCUGGCAUGUGGUGGCCUCCAUGUCCACACGCCGAGCCCGCGUGGGCGUGGCAGCAGUGGGGAACCGGUUGUAUGCAGUGGGUGGUUAUGAUGGGACUUCAGAUCUGGCCACCGUAGAAUCGUACGACCCUGUGACCAACACCUGGCAGCCUGAGGUGUCCAUGGGCACGAGGCGCAGCUGCCUGGGGGUGGCUGCCCUGCACGGACUCCUGUACGCGGCCGGGGGCUAUGACGGGGCUUCCUGCCUCAACAGUGCCGAGCGCUAUGACCCCCUGACAGGAACGUGGACGUCCAUCGCUGCCAUGAGCACCCGCAGGCGAUACGUUCGUGUUGCUAUGCUUGAUGGCAACCUGUACGCGGUGGGCGGUUAUGACAGCUCAUCACACCUGGCCACUGUGGAGAAGUAUGAGCCCCAGGUGAACACGUGGACGCCAGUGGCCUCCAUGCUGAGCCGGCGCAGCUCGGCUGGCGUGGCAGUGCUGGAGGGGGCUCUCUACGUGGCUGGCGGUAAUGAUGGCACCAGCUGCCUCAACUCUGUGGAGAGAUACAGCCCCAAGGCCGGUGCCUGGGAGAGUGUGGCGCCCAUGAACAUCAGAAGGAGCACCCACGACCUGGUGGCCAUGGACGGAUGGCUGUAUGCCGUGGGGGGCAACGAUGGCAGCUCCAGCCUCAACUCCAUCGAGAAGUACAACCCGAGGACCAACAAGUGGGUGGCUGCGUCCUGCAUGUUCACGCGGCGCAGCAGUGUGGGCGUGGCGGUGCUGGAGCUGCUCAACUUCCCGCCGCCGUCCUCGCCCACACUGUCCGUGUCGUCCACCAGCCUCUGACCCGCGGCGGGACUGCACAGAGGCUCGGCCGCAGCCGCCCACAUGCCUUAAGUCCCACCGGGGGCCCCAGCGCCUC
Molecule: messenger RNA, 1893 nt
Organism: Molossus molossus (Pallas's mastiff bat)
Lineage: Eukaryota; Metazoa; Chordata; Mammalia; Chiroptera; Molossidae
Gene: KLHL17
Product: kelch like family member 17
Exons: 11
Coding region: 45-1817 (590 amino acids)
Molecular function (GO): protein binding
Source: RefSeq, a predicted model, not a curated record